This is a messenger RNA of Periophthalmus magnuspinnatus, 2823 nucleotides long. RefSeq names its product minichromosome maintenance 10 replication initiation factor (gene mcm10). Gene Ontology annotation, biological process: DNA replication; DNA replication initiation. The record is from RefSeq and is a predicted model, not a curated record. Bases 92 to 2650 code for a protein of 852 amino acids. The transcript is spliced from 18 exons. Gene Ontology annotation, cellular component: nucleus; replication fork protection complex. Lineage: Eukaryota; Metazoa; Chordata; Actinopteri; Gobiiformes; Gobiidae. Gene Ontology annotation, molecular function: single-stranded DNA binding; DNA replication origin binding.
UACACUACGGCCACACUACACUUACAGGGCGGUAAGAACUGUCAACGCAGAUCUGUCUUAUAUAUUGACAACAUCCGCUUGUUUAAAAAGAAUGGACGGUGAAGAUGAUCUGGACAUUUUGACUGCUCUUUUGGAGGAGAGUGAAGGAGUGGAGCAGCAGCAAAAUCAGGCAGAUGAUUUGAACGAUCUUUUUGACGAGGAAAAUGAUGGAGAAGAAUAUAAAGAUGGUGCAGAGGAGAGGGAUGACCAACUGUCUGAGCUGUUUGGUGACGUGGAGGACAUGGAGAAAGAAGAGGAAAACAAAGAAGAGGUUUCAGAGAGUCUCAAUAGAUCCAGGGAAGAUUUACAAGAUGAGUUGAAGAGGAUGCAAGAACAGAUGAAGAAACUACAACAACAACUUGAAAUGAGUCAGAGCAGUUUUACUUCUAAAUCUCCUGUUUCCCCUAACUCUCCAUCACAACAGAAAACCUCAAAACCAAACUUGCCUAAACCAGCUCCAGUGCAGAAGACCAAAGCUCCGGGAGACACCACUUCCACUCCACUGAGGAAGGUCCAAGAGUCGUCAGACUUCUCUGCACAGCUCAGUAAUGCAGACUCCUUCAUAAAGAAACCAAGAGUUGCUCACCAACCCAAAACCAGAACAUCACCAGAGAGCAGAGGUCCACUGAUGGAGAUCAAGUUGGGCAGUUCUUUCCAGCCCAUGGAGACUCCAGCUGCCAAUCCUCUCCGCUCUCAAUCGUUUAACACCAGACCUGGGUCUGUAGCAGGAUGUGGAGCAAGCUCAGGAACUUCAGGAGGAUCGACCAGACCCUCUGCUCUCCCUAUUCUGCCCAAAGAUGUGGCUGUUGAGAAAUACUCUGGGCUCAGACUAAGAAAGCCACGUGUGUCUUCCAGUGACAUGGACCAUAAGAUGGCCGACCGGCGCUUGAUCCGUUUGUCGUCGGUCCCGGAGCGUUUGACCCGAGAGAAACUGGAGGAGAGUGACUGGGUCACAUUUGCUGUAGUGGUCAGUAAGGUCACACCACAGAGCAGCAACAGUGGUAAAACUUUCAGCAUCUGGAAGCUAAACGAUCUUCAUAACCUGGAAGUGUUUGUGUCUCUACUGUUGUUUGGUGAAGUCCAUAAAGAACACUGGAAAACUGAACCAGGGACUGUGAUCGGGCUGCUCAACCCCAACCCCAUGAAACAGAAGGAGGGAUACAAUGGAGUGAGUCUGACAGUAGACCAUCCUCAGAAGGUGUUGUUGAUGGGUGAAGCUCAGGAUUAUGGGACUUGUAAAGGAGUGAAGAAGAACGGAGAACCCUGCUCACAGAUUGUCAAUAUGUAUGAGUGCCAGUUUUGCCAGUACCACGUCAAAGCCCAGUAUAAGAAGAUGAGUUCAAAGAGAGCUGAACUGCAGUCAUCGUUUUCAGGAAAAGCACCAAACAAAUUCAAAGGAAAAGGAUCAAAUCUGAGAGAGAAACUGUGUCAGGACGGGUUUUACUAUGGAGGAGUGUCGUCUGCCGCCUGUGCCGCCUCAAUUGGAGCAUCCAAACCAACCAAACCUGGACAGAAAACUCUGGACAAACUGUUUGUGAAAGGAUCAACUCGACAUGUGGCUCAAGCUAAAAGACUAGCCAUGCAGUCUGGGGAUGUGUCCGGCUGCUCUGAUGAGUUCAAAAGUCUGAUGUCAGCACCGACUCCUGGAGCUCUGCAGCUGAAGAAACAUUUAACUCAAAACAAAACAGUUGUUAAAAAUCCAGAGGGCAGUCCAGUUCAAUCCAUCUCCGCUGCAGACCUUUUAAAACAACAGAAACAAAAGCAACGUGAUCUCCUCACUGCCCGUAGACAACGAAACGCCCUCCUGUCUCCAAAAUCUCCGUCCCUGAGUCCAGCCACCCUCUCCACCCCCUCUGCUCCUACACUGGGACGGGGCUUCUCUGAGGGGGAUGACAUACUGUUCUUUGACAACAGUCCCCCUUCAGCACCUGCACAGAGCACCAUGAGUCUGUCUGCUGCUAAAAUGGCCGCCUUGAAGAAGCUGAGGGCCAAAGGAAUGGGACUGGAGAAGGAGGAUCCAAAUGCGGUGAAGAGGAAACGGAGCAACAGCAGUGAGAUCAGCGCAAGAGUGGAGAAGAAUUGCACGUUGCCUAAAGAUGGAUCAAGUAACGAGGAGGAGGAGCCAGCUCAGAAAAAAAGAAAAGAGCAACAGGAAUAUAUCCAGUCAGAGGAAUUUCAGAAGAUUCUCAAUGCUAAAUCCAGACACAAUGCUGUACUACAAGCUGCGGAGUACCAGCUGCAGGAGAGGUACUUUGAUGCUCUAGUGAAGAAGGAGCAGAUGGAGGACAAAAUGAAGGGCAUCCGAGAAAUGAAGUGUCGAGCUGUCACCUGCAAAAAGUGUAACUACACAUACUUCAAGCCAGCUGAUCGAUGCGUGGGAGAGAACCAUGAUCUGAAAUGGCACGACGCAGUGAAACGUUUCUUCAAAUGUCCCUGUGGUCAAAGGGCCAUCGCUCUGGACAGGCUGCCCAACAAACACUGCAGCAACUGUGGCCUUUUCAAAUGGGAGCGUGACGGGAUGCUCAAGGAGAAAACUGGUCCUAAAAUUGGCAGAGAGUUACUUCUGCCUCGAGGAGAAGAACAUGGCAAGUUCCUCAACAGCAUGAAAUGACAGCACCUUUUUUGAUUUUAUCUGUAUAAAUUUAAGCAACUCGGAUUUUAACUAUGAGUUUUAAAAAUGAUUUAGCCUUUACUUUUAUAAUUAUGGUUUUAAACAAGUGAUUUUAUUAGAUUAUUGUCUGUUGUAUAUUAUAUGAACAGCUUUGAUUAAAGUAACUGAAAGGC